Molecule: messenger RNA, 840 nt
Organism: Aspergillus fischeri NRRL 181
Lineage: Eukaryota; Fungi; Ascomycota; Eurotiomycetes; Eurotiales; Aspergillaceae
Product: polyamine acetyltransferase
Exons: 2
Coding region: 1-840 (279 amino acids)
Cellular component (GO): cytoplasm
Molecular function (GO): aralkylamine N-acetyltransferase activity
Source: RefSeq, a predicted model, not a curated record
AUGGCGGAACCCACCCAUCAGACCGAAACCAUGACCGGUUUCAAGCCCUUGUCCAACGCCGAAGACUAUUCCCUGCCUGCUACAGCCAGCGAUUUGUCUCCACGGGCAGAGGCUGCCAUGGCGAAUGGUCUUCCCUUGGAGACUGCCGACGAAGACCACGAGGAGGUGGACGAAGACUAUGUCGCAGUCGACCCUGACGAGAUCAGUGAUUUCUCAUAUUGGCUCCGGCGCCCGCCUGUGCAUCAUCGCACCAAGUUGGAUGAAUUGCAUCCUUUUGUCCAAAUCCUGACGGUUUCCAAUGUCGAUGAUUGUGUCGAGGUCGAAAAUGCUUUUCCAGAGAACGAGCGCUGCUCCCGAGAAAAGUUCAUCUACCGCCUCACAAAAUGCCCUGAAUUAUGUCUAGGCCUGUUCACCAUUCCCAUUGUACCAAAGGGCCAACCCAAGCCGCGUCCGACGUUGAUCGGUCAUAUCAUUGCUACGCGGACCUCAACACAACUUGUCACAGACAAUGCCAUGAAGCUCCCGUCCAACUGGAGGAGUGCACGCGUCGUUACGGAGAAUGGAGAGACCAUCGGACACGACGAGUAUGGCAGCACCAUCGCCAUCCAUUCCCUCGCUGUACUUCCGGAACACCAGGGCAAGCAAGUCGGAAGCACUUUGAUGAAGUCAUAUAUCCAGCGGAUCAGGGAAGCCGCGAUCGCAGAGCGCAUCUCCAUCAUUGCGCAUGACCAUCUGGUGCCCUUUUACGAGUCUUUUGGGUUCGAGAACCGUGGUCCCAGCAAGUGUCAGUUUGGCGGUGGCGGAUGGACUGACCUGGUGAGUUUCUUCUUGACUGAUUAG